GUCAUGAUAAGGCGUUCCGUAACCCACUUUUAUAUCUGCCGACGAUCAUUUGUCGUCGGAAUUCGGCAGUUAUAAGUAAGUUGACGAAACACUGUUGAUGAAAUAACAGACAUGCUUCCUCAUUUGGUCAUCUUUGUGAGCGUCUUUGUUGCGUCCAGAGCCAUUCCUACAACAACCAAGCCGCAGCAAUGUUGGUGCAUCGACCAAGCUGAACAAAAGGAUUUGUUCAGAUGCCCGAGGGAAGGUACAGCCGUUGGGACCCUUUACGGAGACAUCUUUGACGACCCAUGCAUUCUUCGCGAAGAUGAUAUCAAUGUUCAAGAUCCGGUCUGGGUUGUUGGUAUUUCUGAUGACAACCAGGUUGUGUACAUUAAACACGAUUAUUCGGUUGUCCCAAAGACGUGCCUCUAUCCGAAAUCGCGUGGUAAAGUAACUUUCGACCCCUCCUGCCCUCCGGUCAUGUUAAACGGGGCGACGCUUAACCCAACAACCACGACCACUACCACCACCACCACAACAACAACGACGACCACACCCAAGCCAACAACAACUACAACGCAAAAACCAACUACAACCCAACGCACUAUCCUUGUGCCUGUAACUCCUGUGCAAACUUCGCCCAAAUGCAACUACGCCAAUAUUCUCCAAGCCAUCCAACAACAGCUGUCCGUGCCCCAUGCCGACGCUCUCUGUCCCGGGGGACAAGGUGGAAAUCCAUCGGAGGCGCUGCUGUAUGCACAUUGUAUGGCGGCUCCAGACCACGAUGCCCUUACGUGGUCGGCUCUUGAUAAGGUUAUGGACGUGUGUUCAACGCUCCCAAUAGGCGAACCCAUCGGAGCAUAUCUUGGCAAAAUCCCGAUGGCUGGGUCAUAUGGAAUAUUUCUCGGGUGCUUUGGAAACUCUUUCACGAUUGCCACCCAAGAUUGUGGAGCGAACUCUGCGGUGACAGCCAAGGACGCUAUUGCCUUGACAGGAGAUGCAAAUCUGUUCUUCACCUUCGACUGGUGAUUUGUAGUCAAAUGUGCGAAACUGACAACCCAUUUAAUCUUCGUAAUAUGUGUUGCAUAAAGACGUUAAAACGAAAA
Molecule: messenger RNA, 1085 nt
Organism: Dreissena polymorpha
Lineage: Eukaryota; Metazoa; Mollusca; Bivalvia; Myida; Dreissenidae
Exons: 10
Coding region: 112-1008 (298 amino acids)
Source: RefSeq, a predicted model, not a curated record